AUGCAAGAGACAGAAGAGAAGCGAAACUACCAGUGCUCAGAAUGUAAUAAAAUAGUAGAGCUUGGGUCUAAAGAUCCUGUAAGAUGCCAGCAGUGCGGCCACAGGAUACUCUAUAAAAUCAGAUCGAACCAAUGGACACAGUACGAGGCGUUAUAA
Molecule: messenger RNA, 156 nt
Organism: Nematocida minor
Lineage: Eukaryota; Fungi; Microsporidia
Product: DNA-directed RNA polymerases I, II, and III subunit RPABC4
Exons: 1
Coding region: 1-156 (51 amino acids)
Biological process (GO): DNA-templated transcription
Cellular component (GO): RNA polymerase III complex; RNA polymerase II, core complex; RNA polymerase I complex
Molecular function (GO): zinc ion binding; DNA-directed RNA polymerase activity; DNA binding
Source: RefSeq, a predicted model, not a curated record